AUGGACAAACAUCUUGAUAUAGAAGACCAAUAUCCUACGACUAUGGAGAACGAAGAAGAUAAAUUCAUCAAUGACACAGUGGAGGACUUAUUGGUCAAAAUAGUUGACGUGGUAUGUGGGGAUGAUUUUCCGAUUGCCGAAACCGUAUUUCAUUCCUCAGAGACAUUCAAUAAAACUAAACAGAAUGCAAGGUCUAUCAAAGACCCGGCUCCGGCCACAGUGGAACAUAACCGUGGAGCAACCCCAGUAAUUUGCUUCAUUCCUCGAGGACUCAUCGCCACCUCGUAUAGUAGAGUAAAACGAUGGACUUGCCAACUACUAUGUGGUUGCUGCCACGUUGGGGAAGGGGUAGUUCAUGAAUAA
Molecule: messenger RNA, 363 nt
Organism: Macrosiphum euphorbiae (potato aphid)
Lineage: Eukaryota; Metazoa; Arthropoda; Insecta; Hemiptera; Aphididae
Source: the annotation of a GenBank genome assembly